Messenger RNA from Closterium sp. Naga37s-1, 1158 nucleotides. The record is from the annotation of a GenBank genome assembly. NCBI's taxonomy places the organism in Eukaryota, Viridiplantae, Streptophyta, Zygnematophyceae, Desmidiales, Closteriaceae.
AUGGUCACCACGGAAACUUUAGCAGUGGAAACCACUACAAUUGCUAAAUGCGCCACUGCUGCUGGUGGUAGUUCCAAUGCUGCUGCCGCUGCUCCUGCUGCUGCGGCUGCUGCUGCUGCUGCUGCUGCUGUUGCUGCUGUUGCUGCUGCUGCUGCUGAAAACACCACUUCUGCUGGUGCUGAGACGGAAAGCAUCACCAUUACGGAAACUUCAGCAGAAGAAACCAACACCACCAUGAAACCUGGUUCAGAAGCCUCAUCACCAGCCGUUUCAGACGUUCCACAUUCUGAUGCUCGGAAGCGCCAGGCGAAGGGAAAGGGGCAGACAGAGGGAGUGGCAGGGGGGGCGGAAACUACAGGGGGAAGGGAAGGGGGGGCAGGGGGAGGGGAAGAGGCAGGGAAGGGGGAAGUGGGCAGAGGGGAGGUGAAGGGGCAGGGGGAGGGGAAGGGGCUGAGGGAGGGGACGGGGGGGAGCGAGGGGGGAGAAGGAGGGCUUGGCACUUCUUCUGGUGCUGUCGCUGAAGCUAUGACAGAAUCUAGAAUUGAAGGGCUUAGCGUUGCUUACAGUGAUGUUGCCGAAGGUGCAAGCAGGCAACACCAUGUGCGGGUGGAUGCAAUGAAAGAGGCGAACCAAGAGGGCCUGGUGGAAGAUCCAGACGUGAACCCUGCCUUCGCUCCCUGCCCUUGCCCACCCUGCCCUCCCUGCCUUCAUUCCCCUCCUUUACCAAAACCAGGUGGAAGCAGGCAAACCAAGAGGAGCUCGUGGAAGACCCUCACCUCAUCCCUGCCCCUCCCUGCCCCUCCCUGCCCUCCCUGCCCUCCCUGCCCCUCCCUGCCCCUCCCUGCCCUCCCUGCCCUCCCUGCCCCUCCCUGCCCUCCCUGCCCUCCCUGUCCCCUCCCUGCCCUCCCUGCCCUCCCUGUCCCCUCCCUGCCCUCCGUGCCCCCUCUCUUCCCUCCCUGCCCCCUCCCUGCCCUCCUCUCCUCUCCCCCACAACAAUCACUACCCAACCAGGUGGAAGCAGGCGACACCAUGUGUGCCAUAGCUGACCGCUACUGCGUGCGGGUGGAUGCAAUGAAAGAGGCGAAUCAAGAGGGGCUAGUGGAAGAUCCAGAUGUGAUCUUCCCUGGAGACCUCCUCGUGGUUCCCCCCAAGGAAUGA